AAAAGCCUGGCGGGGUCCCCAGAGGCGGGAGUCAGGCGCCCAGGAUGGGGCGGGAAAGAGGAGGCGCGAGGGACGCGCGGCAAGGACUACAAGUCCCAGCGUGCCCCGCGGCGGGCGAGUACGGGUCCCCGCAGGCGCCGGUGCCUGGGCCGAGGAAGCCCCAGGGGACCGGCAGCUCGGGUUCAGCGGGCGCGGGCGCGGGCGCGCCGCGGGAGCGGGGAGAAUCGGGUCAAGCUUCACGCCGCUGCGCAGACGCCUCUCCCGGGCCGGACGUGACGUCGCCGGAGUUCCGGCCUCGGCCUCCGCCGCCGCCGCCGCUACUCCAGCCACCGCCGCCGCCGCCGCCGCCGCCGUCGGGGCUUGUUAUUUCUAAAAUGGCGCCCCUGGACUUGGACAAGUAUGUGGAGAUAGCGCGGCUGUGCAAGUACCUGCCAGAAAACGACCUGAAGCGGCUAUGUGACUAUGUUUGCGACCUCCUUUUGGAAGAGUCAAAUGUCCAGCCAGUAUCAACACCAGUAACAGUGUGUGGAGACAUUCAUGGACAGUUUUAUGACCUUUGUGAACUAUUCAGAACUGGAGGUCAGGUUCCUGACACAAACUACAUAUUUAUGGGUGAUUUUGUAGACAGAGGUUACUAUAGUUUGGAGACCUUCACUUACCUUCUUGCUCUAAAGGCUAAAUGGCCUGAUCGUAUUACACUUCUUCGAGGAAAUCAUGAGAGUAGACAGAUAACACAGGUGUAUGGAUUUUAUGAUGAGUGCCAAACCAAAUACGGAAAUGCUAAUGCUUGGAGAUAUUGUACCAAAGUCUUUGACAUGCUCACAGUAGCAGCUUUAAUAGAUGAGCAGAUUUUAUGUGUUCAUGGUGGUUUAUCUCCUGAUAUCAAAACACUGGAUCAAAUUCGAACCAUUGAAAGGAACCAGGAAAUCCCCCAUAAAGGAGCAUUUUGCGAUCUGGUAUGGUCAGAUCCUGAAGAUGUGGAUACUUGGGCCAUCAGUCCCCGAGGAGCAGGUUGGCUGUUUGGUGCAAAGGUCACAAAUGAGUUUGUUCAUAUCAACAACUUAAAACUCAUCUGCAGAGCACACCAACUAGUUCACGAAGGCUAUAAAUUCAUGUUUGAUGAAAAGCUGGUGACAGUCUGGUCAGCUCCUAAUUACUGCUAUCGUUGUGGAAAUAUUGCUUCAAUCAUGGUCUUCAAAGAUGUAAAUACAAGAGAACCAAAGUUAUUCCGGGCAGUUCCAGAUUCAGAACGUGUUAUUCCUCCCAGAACGACGACGCCGUAUUUCCUUUGAGGCCUUCGCCCAUCCUGCUGACCCAUUUCUCUGCCCUCUUACCCAAACUUUCGUGUAUUACCCUCUACAAUAUACUUUUUAUUGAGCACUUUGCUGCUGAAAUGCUGCCUCUUGCCUUUUUUUUUUUUAAUUUAAAAUUAUCUAAAUUUAUUGUUUGUUAUGGUGUCUAUAGCAAUGUUUUUCUAUCAAUAUUCUCCCUCAUCCCAUCCCCAUCUUGGACUCAUUUGAGAAGACUUGAGAAAUGUCUUAAUACUCACACUGCUGCAUGUGGCUCUUGCUUAUUAACUGAUCUGGGGGGAAACAGGAUGUGUUUCCUUUUUUUAAAAAGUCAGUCGACAAAACAAACUACACCGAAAUACUGCUCCUUUUGUAUCAUUCAGCCUUUCAUUUUAGUUGGGUAAGUUUUAAGAAAUUUCAGCAGCAAAGUUGUUACUCAGUAGGCACGAUGGACUGCCAAUGCCUCCAGUUAUGUAAACCUGUCCCAGCUGUGCGCUGCAUUGUCCUUUGUUGGAUGAUAUUUUAAAUGGAUAUCAAAUAAAUUGCUCUAAAGGGCUGCCCUCCUUGUUGUGUUUUUAAAUUUUAGUUAAAAACUGCUACAGCUCUGACUUUGUACAUUAAGAUAAUUGUAUUGAUCUUUUUCAGAUUCCUUGUAUUUUUAAUAAAGUAAUCUUAAAUAAAACCCAGAUAGGUUAAAGUGUUAGAAAUUUUAAACAGCUUACAUUGUUAGCUUAAAGUUUCUUUCUUUUCUUUCUUUCUUUCUUUUCCCUAAUCAGAGUUCUUGGCCCUUUGGUUAUUCACUUUAAAACAUCAACUGAAAUUCAGUACUUUUUAUUUAAAAAAAAAAAUCACUAAACUGUGCCUAAAGAACAUAACUGCCAUAUUAAUGUUUUGGUUUAUAUCCUCUAUAGUAAUAGAAAAACAUUUAAUACUUGUAAUGCUAAUGUGUUCAUUUGAUACCAAGUUAGUAGAAUGUGAUCAAUCCAGUUUACAAUCUAUCAUGAUUAUCAUUCAGUAAAAUCUGUGGUCUUUUCAUAGGAACCAUUCUUCUCUUGCUGUAACAUGUGACCUUAACUUUUAGAAAGUGUUCAUUUUUUAACUGCAACUGGAAAGGUUGAAAAGUCAGGACUCUUGUAUUUGUGAACUGUAAUCUGAAGCAGAUAUUUUUAAAGAGUAGAAAGAAACAAAUUGUCCUUUUUUGUAAAGGUCUGUGAUACCAUGUUUCAGCUUUGUGUAAGUAAUUUUAAUAUCCAAAGGGUUGUGAUGAUCAGUUAUUAAUAUGCAUCUGUCCACUUAAUAAGGACAAGUGUUCCAGUACUUCUUAUGACUGUGUUCAUAAGAUAUUGGAAUUUGCCAUUUUGUGAAAUAGUUGGUAUCCCUUUACUACUAUAAUUAAUUUUUGUCAUUCCAGGAAAUUUUUGUGAAGCCAGCCAAUUAAUAAGCACUUUAGCAUCUGUUCAGGUAGUUUUGAAAACCAAUUUUCCCAUUCAGGAUACGAACUUCCAGGUUACCUAAAAAUGCAAUAAAAACCUUUGUAGUCUAAGCUUCUUGGCACAUAAUUUUUCAUCAGGGUUUUCUUUUAUUAAGUGAGCACAAUCCUCUCUUAGUUCCCUGUGCCCCCACCACCCAUACAGUUACUCCUUGUAUUCUUUUAUAAUUGUAUCACUUUAUGAAAGAAGUCUACCGGACAUUUGCUGCACACACUUGUACUGUUGGGUCAGUAGUUCUGUGUCAUUGCACUGAGCCCAGUGUAAUUCAGGAGGAAAGGAUUUUUUUUUUAUGAUACGGAUAUAUAGCUAUGUAUUUACUAAUUGUGGUGAAACACUGGAAAUUUCGAAGCAGCCAAUUUAGUGUGAUCUUUCAACAGCUCUCUGCAGUUUCUUUUUUCUGUUACCAUAAUGUAUUUAAGCGCUUCCUCUCCGUUGCCUUUGAGUUGUACCAAUAAAACCAUAGCCCCGUUCUCUUUUUUCCAUUCGACACUCCUUAGCUCAGACGGAUGUAGUUGAUUUAGUUAUCCCUGUAAUGUGAUUUUUGUUUUGACGUCAUGGUGUGUGCAUUUGUUUUGUCUCUAGUUGGGCAUGUGCCAAUAAUAUUCUGUCCAUUCCUUAACUGCCAUCUGUGUUUGCCUGGAUUUUUCCUCUUCAACUGAAUAAUGGCUUUUUGCAUGAAAAGAAUAGUUUUACUAUUUAGACCUGUAAAGGGAAGAGAGAGUGAAUGUACUGAACUUUGUAAACCUAAAAGGAAUAUUUGGAUCCCUCUAAAAAAAGGGCUAUGUACUAUAGAGUGAAUCGUGUGGUGGGAGAGACUCGAAGUCAUAGGUCUGUAGGCAGGAGCCUCUGUUACUCCCUCUAUCUAGGCUGAAUGUAAAAUCCCUUAUGUUGUAUAAUGAGGAUAAUAACUAUUUUUAUUUGCCUAUGGUAAAUUUUGUUUCUAAUAAAAUGUCUUAGGCUCUAGUGAGAAAUGUCUACUUGUAAUUGCCAAUUACUCCUUAUUUGCCUGAUCUGCUCUUGGCUAGCUUUUUGUAGGUUAAUGCUUUUUCCUGAAAAAUCUCACCAUUCUAAAUGUGUUUGUUUGGGUGUGAUCCUGAAAAGCCUGAAUCAAGAGGACAUCUAAUAUGCAACCUGAAUCAUCAGCUCCUAUUCCGUCUGGAUGUCUACAAGUGUUGGAAGAUUCUGACCUCUUAAAUCCUGUAUUUUGCUUUUGAAAUAAGGUGUGAAAUGUUGUUUAGAACAUUAAGACUUUUGUGGUUUUACUUGUAAGUUCAGCAUCAGGUUUGGGAAAACACAUGUAUUGUGAAAGCAAAUCUGAAUUUUCUGAGCUUGCAUUGUCAGAUAGAGAAUUGCUCUCCAUCAGAUCCCAGGAAAUUGUGUAUCUGGAAUCGAAGAGAUUUAACAGUAAGAAUCCAGACUUUUAAAUGUAAUUGUUUUUUAAAUGCUAAUGUUUGUAAAGCACCUUCAAUUCUUUGAAUGAUAGGUGCUAUAUCCUAUCAGUGUAAAUUAAUAAAAAGAUUAUAGGAAGUUUCUCAGA
Sorex araneus (European shrew) is the source of this 4316-nucleotide messenger RNA. It is a transcript of the gene PPP6C, whose product is annotated as protein phosphatase 6 catalytic subunit. Gene Ontology annotation, molecular function: protein serine/threonine phosphatase activity. Bases 45 to 1292 code for a protein of 415 amino acids. NCBI's taxonomy places the organism in Eukaryota, Metazoa, Chordata, Mammalia, Eulipotyphla, Soricidae. The record is from RefSeq and is a predicted model, not a curated record. Gene Ontology annotation, cellular component: cytoplasm. The transcript has 7 exons. Gene Ontology annotation, biological process: G1/S transition of mitotic cell cycle; peptidyl-serine dephosphorylation.